This is a messenger RNA of Peronospora belbahrii, 2367 nucleotides long. The record is from the annotation of a GenBank genome assembly. NCBI's taxonomy places the organism in Eukaryota, Oomycota, Peronosporomycetes, Peronosporales, Peronosporaceae.
AUGGUAGAACCUACUGUCGAUUCGUAUAAUGAUGGAAGCUCAACUGAGAGCGAGUAUUAUUAUGAUCUGAUUGAAGAUAUGGGGGAGAAGGAAGCUUCACUUACGUUUGCACAAGAAUAUAACGUAUCGAUUAAACAGGAGCCUCAAAAUGAGCCUGAACCUCACCAACGAGAAGAAGAAAGUUCGUUUGAAAGGACGGAGUCGAAAGUAGAAGAAUGGGGAAAGUAUGCACUUCCACAGGGCAGUGAAUGGAGUCAUGGAGUUGUUUUGAAAGUAUCGGAUAAUGCAGUGGAGCGAGCACUUGCUAUGGCGCGAGAUUUGGAGCGAGCGACACGAGGAGAUGAAGUUGUAACGUUUGAUACAACAAAUAGUAAUGCCUCAUUGUCUAUUGAAGAGAAGAAGAAGAAGCAGCAGCAGCAGCUGCAGCAGAAGAUGAUGCUGAUGAAAAAUAUGAAAAAGACAGUUGUUGCAAAAAAGAGAGAGAGAGUGAUGAUUAAGACAGAGGUUGAAUCACUGAAGAGGGUCAAGACAACGAUAUCACCUGUUUCAGUUACACAGCCAAUGGAUGUGGGAUUGAGACAACAAGUGACAAAUGUGUUGGUGGAAGAGUCCAGUGAAGUGGAUACAACACCUGCAGUCACUGGGUCGUCUUGGAAAGUAUCAGAAAGUUAUUCUAGUCCCAAGAUAAAAGAAAUUGAAAAAGGUGCAUUACCAUGUCAAAGCCAGUCACGAGAUGAAGCAGUUGAGGCGAAGAUGGUAGUGCCUAGUAGCAGUACAGAGCACAACAACUCAGUGGCCAGUCAAAGGAUAACUCCUAGCAUGUUACCGUCGACUGGUCAGAAUGAUCGUAGCAAGUCGUCCAUAGGUCGUCCUGAAGAGCGUGAAAGUCACACAGAACGAAAUUCGUCGCCAUCAAGUCGUCAGACAUACCAUCGUAACUCGCCAACACGUCGUCGUGCUGAGAAAGAAGUUUGCACAGAACGAGACACGUCACAAUCAAUUCGUCAGACCAACUAUCGCAACUCGCCAGCACGUUGUUCUGCGGAGAAAGAGAGUCAUAGAAAAAGAGAUACAUCACCUGUGGCCUAUCGCUUGAAAAGAAGCUCAGUGAAUAACUACUCAAGACGCGACCCGGUGAUUUAUUACUCAAGGAGAAGCCGAAGCAGAUCUCCGCUAAGUCGACGAGUUAAUAAGAGACGACCGAGAUCAAGAUCCUCGUGUAGGGCUUCGACUACUAGCCCACGCUCUCGCUCGCAUCGAUUGGGUAAAAGCGUGCCAAGUCGGCAACAUCAUGAUUCAAAAACAGAAAAAAGGCGGCUGAGUCAUACAUGUGAAAGAUCUCGAAGCCCUUUGCGAUUCUCCCAGUCUGUGCAAGGUAAAAGGAAAAGCCGUGAGAGACAUGCCCGUCACGAAUCGAGACCGAGAUACAUUUAUUAUGAAAACCAUGAAGUGAAAUCAGUUCAAGAGCCUAGCGGUAACAAACAUGUGGAUAGACAAUCUCCAAGCCACCACACAAGAAUCAGUUGGGGGGAUCAGGGGUCAAACCGAGACACAUUCCAGCAUCGAAGCGUGGAUUACCACUGCUCAAGGAGCGUACACGCCAGGGAAAAUCUAUCAAUGUCACAGCGAGAUGAUUACAAAUUUGAAAAUCGAAAUAAUGAAAAAGCAGAAAUGCCAAUUGCAGCACGAGCAUCCUAUGACCUCAACAAAUCGAAGAGCAUUGGCCGAGCAUACUGCCGCGACAACGCGGUGGAUUCUACGACAAGGAGCUUGACAAAGCCGUAUGUUCGGUCUCGCGGGAAUGCAAGGGCGGCAUCUUAUAAUGAUGGCAAGAAGUAUGUAACUCCUCGUGAUGAUUUUGAACGACAGGUGUUUAAGUUAAAACUUCGGGAAGCUGAUGUGGAUGAUAUGAUGGCUAGUGGGAGUAAUAAUUGGCUUUUGGAAAGUCGUAAACGAGGUUGUGUCGAGGAGCGAGCGCAACUAAUGGCACAAGACCUUGAGCGUUUUGAAAACGUCUAUGCGUCAUUGAGUAUAACGCCCCACGCGUUAAAGAGAUAUCAAAGUGAUCGUGACUUUUCAUGGCGAGUGGUUCAAUUCAAGCGAAAACAGGAAUCACUACAGGAACAAAAUGACCUGUUCAUGUCGAUUGAAACAAAAACUAAUGUAUGGCGUGUGUUAGACAAAGAACGAGAAGAGCUGAUAGCAGAAAACACUGUUUUGUUUCGCAAAGUGAUGAUGAGCAAGGUGCGACCGGCGAAAAGAAGGGAUUCAAAUGCAUUUACUGCAAGUGGUUCUAUUGCUGCAAGCUCAGGAAAACGUGGAUUUGAGCUCAUGCCUGUUAAAAGGGCAGUACAUGGAAAGACUUGA